Molecule: messenger RNA, 1920 nt
Organism: Miscanthus lutarioriparius
Lineage: Eukaryota; Viridiplantae; Streptophyta; Magnoliopsida; Poales; Poaceae
Source: the annotation of a GenBank genome assembly
AUGGAUUGUCUCAAUCUUAGGAGCUCUUUCCGUAUUCUGCUCUCGAUACAGUUGCUGCUAUCAUUGUUCAACACCUUGGUUGUAGCGGACUUAGCCUCGGAGAAGCAAGCCCUUCUCGACUUCGUCUCUGCAGUAUAUCAUGGAACCAAGCUCAACUGGGACAAAAAUACCUCAAUAUGUUCAUGGCAUGGCGUAAAAUGCUCAGCGGAUCAGUUACAAAUUUUUGAAUUGAGGGUACCAGCUGCUGGUCUUAUUGGCGCAAUUCCUCCAAACACUCUUGGCAAGCUUGAUUCUCUUCAAGUACUGAGCUUGCGGUCUAAUCGAUUGACUGGAAGUCUUCCAUCUGAUGUGGCCUUACUUCCUUCUUUACGUUCCAUAUACCUACAGCACAAUGAACUUUCAGGAGGGUUGCCUUCUUCCUUCAGUCCUAGCCUCAGUGUAAUAGACUUCUCCUACAAUUCCUUCACAGGAGAAGUGCCUGCAAGUUUACAAAACCUUACUCAGUUAACUGUCCUUAAUUUGCAAGAUAAUUCUUUCUCUGGAUCCAUCCCUGAUCUCAAGCUUCACAGUCUGAAACUACUAAAUCUGAGCAACAAUGAACUGAAAGGCUCAAUUCCUCGUUCGCUCCAGAUAUUUCCAAAGGGUUCAUUUUCAGGGAAUCCUGGACUGUGCGGGCUACCUCUAGCUGAAUGCUCAUUUCCUUCACCAACGCCCUCACCUGAAUCAUCUUCAUUGCCUCAAUCUCCACCUUCGCCACAUCAUGAUAAGAAACUAGGCACGGGUUUCAUAGUUGCAGUUGCUGUUGGUGGGUUUGCAUUGCUGAUGCUAAUUGUGGUUGUGUUGGUCAUGUGCUCUUCAAAGAGGAAAGGCAAGGACGAGAUUGAUGUUGAAUCCAAAGGUAAGGGUACUGCCACCAGGAGUGAGAAGCCGAAGCAAGAAUUCAGUAGUGGUGUCCAAAUUGCUGAGAAGAAUAAGUUAGUGUUCUUGGAGGGUUGCACCUAUAGCUUUGACUUGGAGGAUCUACUGAGAGCUUCUGCAGAAGUCCUUGGCAAGGGUAGUUAUGGAACUGCUUACAAAGCUAUACUCGAAGAUGGUACUGUUGUGGUAGUCAAGAGAUUAAAAGAUGUUGUGGCAGGGAAAAGAGAGUUUGAGCAGCAGAUGGAGCUCAUCGGGAGGUUAGGCAAACAUGCAAACCUAGUCCCGCUACGUGCCUACUACUAUUCCAAAGAUGAGAAGCUUAUUGUCUAUGAUUAUAUUGACACUGAAAGUGUUUCGGCCAUGUUGCAUGGUAUCAGGGGUGUUACUGAGAAGACACCAUUAGACUGGAACUCCAGAGUGAAGAUCAUCCUUGGGACAGCAUAUGGAAUUGCGCAUAUACACACAGAAGGGGGCGCGAAGCUCACCCAUGGCAACAUCAAGUCAACUAAUGUACUCGUAGACCAAGAUCACAAUCCUUCUGUUUCGGACUAUGGCCUCAGUGCUCUGAUGACUGUGCCGGUCAACGCAUCUCGCGUUGUGGUCGGUUACCGUGCUCCAGAGACAGUUGAGAACCGCAAGAUCACCCAGAAGUCCGACAUCUACAGCUUCGGCGUCCUCCUCAUGGAGAUGCUCACAGGAAAGGCCCCACUCCAGACCCAGGGGAACGACGACGUCGUCGACCUGCCGAGAUGGGUGCACUCGGUGGUCCGGGAGGAGUGGACGGCCGAGGUGUUUGACGUGGAGCUGAUGAAGCACCAGAACAUCGAGGAGGAGCUGGUACAGAUGCUGCAGAUAGCCAUGGUGUGCACGGCAAAGUCGCCAGACCAGCGCCCGGCAAUGGAGGAGGUGAUCAGGAUGAUCGAGGGGCUCCGCCAGUCCACCUCGGAGAGCCGAGCGUCGUCUGAUGAGAAAUCCAAGGAGUCGAACCCUCCAUCAGUGUAA